Molecule: messenger RNA, 1129 nt
Organism: Cinclus cinclus
Lineage: Eukaryota; Metazoa; Chordata; Aves; Passeriformes; Cinclidae
Gene: DGUOK
Product: deoxyguanosine kinase
Exons: 7
Coding region: 1-828 (275 amino acids)
Biological process (GO): nucleobase-containing compound metabolic process
Cellular component (GO): mitochondrion; cytoplasm
Molecular function (GO): deoxyguanosine kinase activity; ATP binding
Source: RefSeq, a predicted model, not a curated record
AUGACGCGGGAAGGCGGAAGCGGUGGCGGGAUGGGGCGGUGCGGGGCCACCCUGAGCCUGGCCCUGGAAGGGAACAUCGCCGUGGGGAAAUCGACCUUCCUGAAGCUACUGGGUGCAGCCUUUCCGCAGUGGCACCUGGUGACAGAGCCCGUGGCACAAUGGCGCAAGGUGCCGGCCAGUGGCACUGCCCAGGCAUCCGUGGGCUCUGCCAACCUGCUGCAGAUGAUGUACCAGGAGCCAACCCGCUGGUCCUACACCUUCCAGACCUUCUCCUGCAUCAGCCGGCUGAAGGCGAUGCUGGAUCCACCAGACGAGGGGCCCCCCGAGACCCCCCACCCUGUGAGGGUCUUUGAGCGCUCUGUGUUCAGUGACAGGUACGUCUUUGCCAAGAACCUCUUUGAGGCUGGGCACCUGCAGCCCCUGGAAUGGGCCAUUUAUCAGGACUGGCACGACUUCUUGCUGCGGCACCUGGGGCUCCGCACCGCCUUCCACGGCUUCCUCUACCUGCAGGCCAGGCCCCAGACAUGCCUGGAGCGGCUGCGGCGGCGGGCUAGGCAGGAGGAGGGUGGGAUCCAGCUGGGGUACCUGCAGCAGCUCCAUGCCCAGCACGAGCAGUGGCUGGUGGACAGGACCACAGAGAUCCACUUUGAGGAGGCGCGGCGCACACCCGUCCUGAUACUGGAUGUGGACAAGGACUUUGAGCACGACGUGGCCGUGCAGGGUGCUCUCAUGGCACAGGUCGAGGCCUUCGUGGCAUCACUGAGUGCUGACACUUUGCCGUCACAUCCCAACCCUCUCGGAGCCGGGGAAGGGGCAACAUCUGUCUGAAGAUCCCGAUCCCAUGGACAAGGGACAUGUCCUGGUCCCCAGCUGUCCCCUCAGCUGGUCUGUGCUGGGCCAGGGGUGGAUUUGGAUCCUCAGAGGCGUGUGAGGAGUUUUGGGGGCAGGGGGGCUCCCCGUGCUCAGGGGACCAGGUCCUUGCUGUGACCCCCUCCCAGUAUUUAGGGAUCCCCAGCUGAGAAGGCUCCCUGAGGUGGGUUUCUUGCAAUGCUUGAAUUUUCCCUGGGAAAUCCCGGUGUUUAGGUGACACCCGAACCCCUUAUUUUGUUAUUUGUGUAUCUUUUUUUUU